Messenger RNA from Camelus dromedarius (Arabian camel), 721 nucleotides. RefSeq names its product DNA damage inducible transcript 3 (gene DDIT3). Bases 1 to 507 code for a protein of 168 amino acids. NCBI's taxonomy places the organism in Eukaryota, Metazoa, Chordata, Mammalia, Artiodactyla, Camelidae. Gene Ontology annotation, biological process: negative regulation of transcription by RNA polymerase II; ER overload response; positive regulation of intrinsic apoptotic signaling pathway. The record is from RefSeq and is a predicted model, not a curated record. Gene Ontology annotation, cellular component: CHOP-C/EBP complex; cytoplasm; CHOP-ATF3 complex. Gene Ontology annotation, molecular function: transcription factor binding; DNA-binding transcription activator activity, RNA polymerase II-specific; protein heterodimerization activity. The transcript has 2 exons.
AUGGCAGCUGAGUCACUGCCUUUCUCCUUCGGGACACUGUCCAGCUGGGAGUUGGAGGCCUGGUAUGAGGACCUGCAGGAGGUGCUGUCCUCAGAUGAAAAUGGGGGUUCCUAUGUCUCACCCCCUGGAAAUGAGGAGGAAGAAUCAAAAACCUUCACCACUCUCGACCCCGCCUCUCUGGCUUGGCUGACUGAGGAGCCAGGAACAGCAGAGGUCACAAGCACCUCCCAGAGCCCCCGCUCUCCAGAUUCUAGUCGGAGCUCUCUGGCUCAGGAGGAAGAAGAGGAAGACCAAAGAAGACCCAGGAAACGGAAACGGAGUGGCCAGUCCCCGGCCCGGACUGGAAAGCAACGCAUGAAGGAGAAAGAACAAGAGAACGAAAGGAAAGUGACACAGCUCGCCCAAGAGAACGAACGGCUCAAGCAGGAAAUCGAGCGCCUGUCCAGGGAAGUGGAGGCGACUCGCAGGGCUCUGAUUGACCGGAUGGUUAAUCUGCACCGAGCGUGAACAAUUGGGACCAGCACUUCCCCUCAGGCCACUACUUACCUUUCCUAGAAGAGGCUAUGGACCACCUGCUCACCAGUGCCGACUAUGUACCCUCAACCCCGUCUGUUCAGUAGGGAGAAAGCUAAGGGUCGACAACAGGAAAGGGUCGCAGCAUGUAUAUAGAAUUGUAUAUUUAUUGAUUACUGCUCCUGUCCAUUAAAGUGACUUUCUAUGA